GCUGAGGGACUACAUUUCCCAGGACCUCUGUCGAAUGACUUGCUGCUGGCUGUCAACUGAUUUGAAAACAACAGCGUCACAAAAUAUUAUAACAUUAAUGACUUCUUUCGAAGAACUACAUCAUUGCCAAUAAGUCGUUUACGUGGUUCACAAACUCAAGCCGUCUUUUCCGUCAGAGUGUGGAAUGCCGAUGGCGCCGCGCUGAAAAGAAAUGAAAAGGGAAGUGAAACUAAACGCAGCUGGUUUGAGCGACGAUAAAACAGAAAGCAAACUUUAAAGUUGCUUAACGAGUGAAGGUAACGCUAACGUUUUCUCAAAUGCUCGAGAAACACCCUGCCACAUCUCCUGGCCUCAGCAACAUGACGUCACCAAACAACCUGUACUUUAUCAUAACAAGAAAACCUCAGCACCCAGGACACAUCAGUGCUGGCUGCAUCUGUUACAUCAGUGAACACAGGCACCAGUUAGAACUCAAAAUAUCUCAUUCUCCCACAAAGUUGCCCGUCAUCGUCCUGGGCUCACGUUCACUGUUAGAUUAUAAACUAGAGGCGAGUAGCAUGGAAGAGCUGAGCGCAGAGGAAGCCGAGCUGCUGCAGGCCCUGCCUGAUGACGCAGAGCGGCUGAAGUGGUUCAGAAGGAGAGAUGCUCUUCAAACAGCACUAGGACUCACUGAGGGGACCGCAGUGACUGUGGAGGAAGGAGGAGAGAAGCUUAGAGGCAUCAUUCGCUACAUUGGAAGAAUGACAGAGCCUUCAUAUACCUGUCCCUUAUCAGGAACGUUCUUUGGCAUUGAACUGCAGGGAGCAGACAAGGGGAAGGGGAAUACUGAUGGGUCCUACCAGCAUAAAACCCUCUUCUCCUGUGUGAAAGAUUGUGGCAUUUUUGCCCCAUUCUCCAGAGUCAGGCCUGCGGAUCCCAGCUCCUUGUCACCCUCCGUCCCCAAGCCCUCCCCACAACCAGAAACAGAGAAGCUAAUCCCAGGGGAUAGAGUCACUUACUUCAUCAGUGAUAAAUGUCGCCAUGGAAUGGUGGUGGAUGUGCAGGAAAAGGGUGGACAACAAAUUGUUCGGAUCUCCACGCCAUCAAACACCAUGCUGUCACAGUUUGACACAGAUGAGAAUGGAAAGAGAGGGGGCGAAGUUGAAGUUCCACUACACUCGGUUGCUAGGGGGGAGGUGCCUGCAGAGCCAGAGAGCAUGGACGUUGAUACACCCCUGGUGGAUCCAAACACUGAUGAUCUGCGGUUGGAUCUGAGUGUGAACUCUGUGGUAGAGGUGACCUUGGGUGCAGGCAAUUUAUAUGGAAUCAUCCGCUGGAUCGGCUUUCUGCCUGACCGGCAGGAACUCAUGGCUGGACUAGAGCUGGAGGAGGACAAAGGAGUAAGUGAUGGUACCUUCAAAAAUGAGCGUUUCUUCCAAUGUCCCCCCAAGAGAGCUCUGUUUCUGAAGCUUAGCUCCUGCCGUCCUGACUCACGAUUUCAGAGCACAUCAGUCGAUCUCAGCGAGAGGAUGCCAAAACAGGAAGACACAGAGAGAGCGAUAGAGUACAGUACAGGGAAGCUGGAGACUGUUCCUCCUAUCAGCACAGAGCAGGUUAACCAGAUUUUGAUUGGACGAAUGAGGGGGAUCCAAGGCCACUGCAACUCCUGCUACAUGGAUGCUGCCCUCUUCAGCUUGUUUUCCUGCUCCUCUGUGUUGGACUCCAUGCUGUUUAAAUCAACAGAACCUCAAGAUGCCCCAAUUCAGAAAACACUGCUCCAUGACAUUGUUAAUCCCCUCCGCAGUAAGGGCUUUGUGGAAGGGCGGCACAUCAUGAAGCUCCGGCAGCAGCUGCAGAAACACGGCUACAGUCACUCCUUCACCACAGAUGAGAAGGAUCCAGAGGAAUUCCUUACUGUCAUCAUGCACCACAUUCUUGCACUGGAGCCUCUACUCAAACUCUCUGCAGGUGGUAAAGUGCAGGAGAGUUACUGCUAUCAGAUCUUCUUGGACCAGAACCACAGCCUGGUGCUGCCUACAGUCCAGCAGCUGCUCGAACAUUCCUUCCACAAUGCAGGACUCAAGCUGGCAGAGGUGCCAUCCUGCCUCAUCCUCCAGAUGCCCCGCUUUGGAAAGAAAUUCAAGAUGUUUGACAAGAUCAUUCCCUCUCUGGAGCUGGACAUCACCGACCUCCUUUCUGAAGGUCCUCAGCAGUGCAUGCUGUGUGGAAACUUGGCCCAGGAAGAGUGCAUCAACUGUUUUAAAGAUCCCCUUUUCAGCCAGACAGGAUUCAAAAUCUUCUGCAAGACGUGCUCAUCUCAGGUGCACUCUCAUCCUCAACGCCAGUCCCAUCAACCAGUUGCUCUGGACAUCCCCAAGGGUUACUUGGGUCGUAGCAUACCUCUGACCAGAGACAAACUGGAGCUGUUCGCUGUGCUCUGCAUCGAGACCAGCCACUACGUGUCCUUCAUCAAAUACGGACCAAAAAGCCAAGACUGGAUCUUCUUUGACAGCAUGGCGGACAGACAAGGAGAGAGAGACGGCUUCAACAUCCCGGAGGUUCACGCCUGCCCUGAGGUCGGCAUGUACCUGCAAAUGUCUCCCGUGGAGCUGGCCAAUCAGGUGCCUCGAGACAUGAAAGGUGUGGCUAAGCGUCUCUUUUGUGACGCCUACAUGUACCUGUAUCAGAGCACCAGCAUGUGUCUCUAUCGCUGAGGGGACACUGAAAACCCCACAGCUGCACAAUAUGUCAGUAGAAAAAAAAUAUUGUUGCUUUUGCUCAUAACAACAUUGUUUAUGUAAUAUUGUAUGAAGAAAAAGUACAAACUGACAUCCCUUGCUCAAUGAUUUUGUUUGUUUGUUUGCACUAUAAAAACAAGAAAUUGACAAUCACUGACAUGCGCUGCCAAAGAUAAAUGACGUGUUGCACUGUAAUAUUAAGAUUUUGUAGUUUACUGUUUCCUCUUGGUGUUUGAUAAUUAUCUUUAAAAGUUAUAUUUACAAAUUUAUAUUAAGAGUGAAUGAGUUUUGCAGACAAAAUCAUUUACUAAAUAAGACCGUAAUGAUUUCAGAGUGGCCUGAAUCCAAAUGCCACUAAACAAUACUUUUGUAAAUACAAUGUUGUUAAUUUGCUUGGUACGCUCACUAUUGUAUCUUAACGUUUUCUGACUAAUGAGGGUUUAGGGUUGUGGCUGGACCAGUUACUUUAUAUAUUUGAAGUAAAAUUUGUUCAGAUUCUUUGGAAUAUUGAAUAUUUAAUUGGUAGGAAAUGAUGUGUUGCUUUUGAUACAAAAAUUCUCUUUUUCAUCUGUCAGCAUCCUAACUGAUGUGAUGUUUGGGAUAACAGUACGGUAAAUUGUUUGGAAAGUUGCACUCAAAUGGUUACAUAGGGGUCCUGUAUAAACUUGAGGCCAUUCCACUGAUACAGCAUGUUUAUUUCUACUGGUUCUGAUAUACAGUACAAUGAAUAAACACAAGUAAUAAAACAUAUCCCAAAUCCUA
This is a messenger RNA of Siniperca chuatsi (mandarin fish), 3479 nucleotides long. RefSeq names its product cylindromatosis (turban tumor syndrome), like (gene cyldl). Gene Ontology annotation, cellular component: cytosol. Gene Ontology annotation, biological process: protein K63-linked deubiquitination. NCBI's taxonomy places the organism in Eukaryota, Metazoa, Chordata, Actinopteri, Centrarchiformes, Sinipercidae. The record is from RefSeq and is a predicted model, not a curated record. The transcript has 16 exons. Bases 318 to 2693 code for a protein of 791 amino acids. Gene Ontology annotation, molecular function: cysteine-type deubiquitinase activity; K63-linked deubiquitinase activity.